UUGCGAAACAAGAAGAGCAAGAAGAGGGGCCCUCGUCUGUCAAGCAACGACGUACCGAAGAAAAACGCGAACCGAGACGGUGCGAAUGUAUUUCGGGGAAUAUUCUCGACGAGCUAAUAUUUGGUGAAUUCGGUGUAAUUCUGCGCGUCCCGCACACGGCUCCACCACAGUGCCGCGCGUCCCUGCACGCACAGUGUUUUUGUCCAGUGAAACGGUCCGGUACGCGCGACCACGUAGGCUACUGCGGGGAAAAACCUACACGUACGUUUUCAUCGUCUACGUCGCCGGAAACAAUUGCUCGCACCCAACACACUCACACGGGAGGGAGCGCCCACCGUGGAAUGUGUGUGUUUUUGGUGUCGCCACCGCCGCCGCCGUUGCCGUCUUCGCCGUGAUCGAUAUUGGUCGCUUGCAUUGCACGGGCCAAGCAGUGCCGUAGUGCCGUGUGUGUGUCCCAUAUGCUAGCCAGGCUUGCCACUCUCUAUCGCCCCGGAUAGCCGUGUUUUCCUCGAGCAACUUUGCAGCGAACAGGUCGGAGCAUAGGGAGGCAAGAGGAGGAGAGUGCCUGUACAGCUGCCGUAGGAGAGCAGAAGAAGAAGAAAAAAAAACAAGGUUGACGCAUACAAAAGUGUUGGAAAGGUGCGCUGGUGUGUGCUGGUGGCGUUCAGGUGUCAAAAGCAUAAGGGGGUGCGAAGGAAACGCGACACUAAAUACAGAGAGAGGGAGAGAGAGGGUGAGAAAUCGUGUGAUCGUCGCCAUCUGUGCUCGACACAGCCAGGGCAGGAGUUUUAGAGAAAACGGUUCCAUCAACGCCACACAGAAAAAUAGCUAUCAAAAUGAUAAAUUUAAAGGUGAAAACCCUCGACUCACAGAAUCAUGACUUUACGGUCGACGAAGAGAUCUCCGUGCGUCAGUUUAAGGAACAGAUCGCGGACAAGAUCAGCGUGUCGGUGGAGCUGCAGCGGCUCAUCUACUGCGGGCGCGUACUGUCCGACGAUGUGCCGCUGAAGAACUACGAUCUAAACGGCAAGGUGGUGCAUCUGGUGCAGCGCCCGCCACCGUCGGCCCGCGGCACCAGCCUGAGCACGUCGGAGUCGGGCGGCCGGGAUGAGGGUGCGCGUGCUUCGCGCCGCUCGCGAAGCAGCGACAACGCCUCCCGCACCAUCUUUCCCAGCCUGGACGAGCUGAACACAAUGUACUUCGGUUCGAUGACGUCGAUUCCACUGAACAUGACCUCGACGAACGUUACCCAGAUCCCGUCGGUCGGUUCGUCGUCGACGCUGUGCAACAAUCGCAUCACCGUCGCCCGCCACAUGCUCGACUGUGCGGACAGCAUACUGAGCUAUCUGGAGAAUCCGGCCCGCGGGCUGAACUACAGCGCGAUGGACUACCUGUCGCAGCAGACGAUGGAAUCGACCGUGUUCGAGGUGGGCAUCUCGGCCGUCGGUGACGUGGACAUCCCGCACAACCAGGUGCAGAGCUUCGUGAACGCGUUCCAGGGCGCGGUCAGCGCGGCGCUGCGCCAGAACGGCAUGUCGAACGUGACGGUCCAGCAGCCGGACGGGCUGAACGGCUCGGUGCAGGUGUUCGGCACCGUGCCCGACUUUGCCGUGCUGACGCCGCCGAACACGAGCGCCACGGCCACGCCCGCCCACGAAGGUUCGGGUACGAGCUCGUCCGGUGGCGGAGGCGGCGGUAGCAGCAGCAGUAGCAUCAGCAGCAUCAGCAGCGGCGGCGGCGGCAGUUCGAGCAGCAGCUCGUCCUCGUCCUCCAGCUCGUCGGAAACGAGCGCCGAGAGCCGGCGCCAGGCCCGGUCGGGGCUGAACGCGCAGACGACGAGCACGCAGACGCUCGGCGAGGUGGUGCAGCAGAUGCGCUCGGUCCAGCGGCGCAUGGAACCGUUCCUGCAGCAGUACUACGACAUCCUGCAGGACGAUCCCGCGUUCGACGAGUCGGACACGGUCGGGCGGGAGAACGCGCAGCGCGUGUUCGAUCGCGUGUCGGAAGCGAUGCACUACAUCUCGCACGCCCAGCACGCGAUCAGCGACCUGAUGCUGGACCUGCAGAUGACCACGCCGCGCCACCUCUGCUGCCGGCCGAUACUGGUCGAGCAGAACGCGUACGUCAGCUCCGGGAUGGCCGCAAUGCCGCAGAACAUCAAUCUGGCCAACUUGCUGCGCAAUCACAUCAACGUGAAUAACAACAACAAUAACAACAACAACCCGGAAGUGGGCAACAACAAUAUACACGCGCAGCUGAUCAACCUGGGCAUCACAGCGCAGCCGACCUUCUUCGCUGCGGCCGGCGGUGGAACGGCUCCCGGUGCGACGGCUGGAGCCACUGCGACGGCGAACAACACGAUGCGCCCGCCGUCGUCGGCCCCAUCCGGUGGCGGCACCACGGCCGCACCGUCGACGACCGCGCCCAACGGAGCGGCAGCGGCGGCGGCAAACAACACCACGGCUCAGCCGCGGCCACCGAACCUAGGUCAGUCCCAAAGUAGACCACCAAUGGCAGCCGUUGGUGGUGGUGUUAGUGGUGUUGGUGGUGGUGGUGGCGGAGGUGUGCGAGGUAGCGACAACAUGGUCACCUCCGUGUUCAUCCCGCUGUACGAUCUCAACAGCGUCCGGCGGCUAGAGCAUGUUCUCCAGGCGCAACCAGUACCGGUCGCAGGUUGGCGCGACAAUCCGGUCAUCAUUAUGCGGGAGCUGCUGCACCCAAGGGCACCACGGACGGCCUCUGCCGAUGGUCGCCUGCAACCGCCAUCUGCAACGGCAGGCAGCAACACCCGCAAUCGACCGACGGCCACAGCUACUACUACUAACUCGGGCACAAACAACAACAACAGUGCCGGUGGAGCGCCGAACAAUGCUGCAGCCGGAACUCCGAACAACGCGACCCAGAACGCCCAGAUCCAGAUGGCGCGUCUCAUACAGGCGGUCGUCAAUGCUGCCCCCAUUCACACCGACAUACACGUGCAGAUCAAUACGGCCGGUGGUGGUGCCGGUGGUAACACUGGCAGCGGAACCGCUACGGCUCCGCCUCCCACAAACAACACUGGCAGUCGGGGUGGUAGUACGGCCGGUGCGACCGCCGCCGCCGCCGCCACCUCCACGACGGCACAAACCACAAAUACGGGCAGCAGCGGCAGCACGGCCGGCGGCACAACCAACGCAUCGACGGCCACCGGCGGCGGCAACGGUCGUGGUGGGCCGGGCGGUGGAGGUGAGAAUGUGGUCCACGUGUAUCCACGCUUCGCCACCGUGACGCUGCCGACGACGUCCACGCAGACGCGAUCUACCUCCCGCCCGCACGUGCACAGCAUUCCGCCGUCCCAUCUGGGCGGUGCCGGACAAAUUCGCAACCUGCGACCGAUGGCGGCCAGCAUACUGAACACUUUCGAUCGGUUUUUGCCGUGCAACAGUCACCACAUUCGUGACAAUACCGGAUCGAACGGGGAUCGUUCGAGCGAGGGUACACCGAACCGUACCGGUUCCGGCGAGACGACGGCAAACACACCGAACGCGGCGCCACCGUCCACCGAAGGAGGAUCGGACACUGUUCCGAUGCAGGAUGAUGUCCGUACGGCAGCUGCAGCGACCCGGGUGAACAUGUUCGGUACGCAACUGACGAUGGGCGAUCUGCAGAAUCUUGUACCGAACCCGAACACGCUGAACCGCAUACGGGAACCGCUCCGUUCGUACGUGAACCGAGCGCUGUUUACGCCCGAUCGUGAGGUAGACGAGCAAACUGUGCGUGAGGCCGGUGAAAGAAUCAUCAACAACGUGAUGCCCAUGCUGGUGCCGGUGGUGGACAUCGAAAGCCCCGAGUUCGAUACGCGUGCUUCGCUGGCCAACCUGAUGCGCAGCACGUUCCCGUCGUUCAUCAAUCUGGUGCGGGAGGACAGCUCGUCCCAGUUUGGGGUGCGGUUGAUGCGCCUGCUGCUCACGUUCCUGCGCCGCUCGUUCAUGAUACUGAUCCGUGGGGUGGGCCGGGAGCGGUCGCUGAUGGCCGUCUCGACGCUGGUCGCGUUUGCGCUUCGCCUCCACAACGUGCCGGAACCGGAGCGGCUCGUGCGGCUGCUGAUUAGGCCCACGCUGGAGAACAACUUUGCCGCCGCCGCCCGGCACGACAUGUUUGACAUUCAGCAGUUUCUAGUCAUCCGACAGCCGGCGCCAGAAUCGGCCGCAGCCACGGGAGCAGCAGCAACAGGAGCAGCAGCAGCAGCAGCAGCAGCACCAGGCACAGCAACCACAGCCGAUGGUUCCGAAAGCCUUUCGUCGUCUAGCAUGUCUUCCAGCACUGGCACCUCCAGUGGCCAGCGGGAAGCUAGUCCCAUGGAUGUCGAUGAGGCGGAAACCAUGUCCACGCCGGAGCUGGUGUCGGAUAUUGCCGAAAUAUCCAUCUCCAUCGAACCGCCGGCCAUGAGCGUCGAUCCCGCCGACUCGGUGCCGACCAGCAGUUCGCCGGACGCUGGCCCAGCUGCGAGUAACGACGGCGAACUGUCUGUCACUGGUGACCGAACGGCACAACCGGCAGAAGCACCAGCACAGGAAGUGCCGAUCGUGACGUGCUCGCUGACGGGAACGGAUCUAGAUUUCGCCAAUCGGCCCGUACCGCCACCCCGACCGCCCGGCGACGAUGAGGAGCUGCCGACCGUCGAGUACGAUGCCGAAUCCUGGCAUCGCCAUUUCCCGUCCAACUGGUUGCCGAUCAUUACGCGCGAUCUGGGCAGACAGCGGCGACAGAGUCCUCAGGCUCCGUUUUCCGACGCAUACAUUUCGGGACUGUCUUCAAAGCGCCGAAAGCUGCUGUCCGAAACGAAGCCAGCGAGCGACGUCCAUUCGCUCAUAUCGGACGGCGUACGGCGCGCGUUCCUGGGCACGGGAAUCGCUCCUUCCAGUGCGGUGAUCGGUGCGAGCACCACCGCCGCAGCAGCAACAUCCUCGGGCGCAUCCGGUGGCAGCGGUACCGUCGGUGCCAGCACUAGUGCUGCCGGUGGUACUACCGGUGGUGGUGGUGGUGGUGGGAGCAGCGCCGCACCCACCCGGUUCCGCACACUGGACGAGCUGGCCAACAACAUUGCCAACGAUGGCGCCCUGCAGAUGUCGUACUGCGAAGCGAUGAAGGCGAGCAUACGCGACCGGCUGGCGAAGGACACCGACUACGAUGCCAUGCGGUUCCCCAACUGUUCCAAGUACUUUGAAAAGUAGUAAUACACACACACACACACACCGACUGGAACACGUGUCGACGUAGAGCGAGGGAAUGAAUGGAUGCCGGCUGGAAGUGAUGGGACAUCAACAUGUUUUAUUUGAAUUUAAUUUAGUUACGGCUUUUUCGACGCCCUGGUGGGGGAGCUUAUUUGUUGUGCGCCAACGGCUGUUCACGCGAAGGGGAUUUGCGCCACCGUUUGCGCGUCGUCCUUAGAAGUCCAUAAUUUAAAGAAAAGCAUGCUUUGGACGAACGACGGUUGCUACUAAACGCGAAAAAAGGGCGUUUGUGUGACGCGGGCUGCUCCGUUACGAACGUAGUGUUGUGCACCACUACUCCUCCCGCACGCGCACUAAUACGGAACUUAUCUAGCUAACACAAAAUGGAUUCAGAUUAGAAGAAGAAGAAAAAAAGAGACAGCGAUUUGGGGUGGGAUGUAAUGUGUAGGAUUUAAAAGACACAAGGGACACGAGAAGCGAACCGGACCCGGACCGCCGCGAACAGCUUUAAGCAAGAUGUGGUGUGGUGGUGGGUGUAGCCAGUGGAAAACGCUCACCCGACCAUUCGGCCGCAGUCGUCGCAUCGUUCCAUCGUUCGUUUUCAUCAUUGGGGAAAAAAACAAUCUUUGUACAGUUUUGCGAUAAGGGAAGGGAUGGGAUAAAGGAAAAUAGAAUUGAUACCCGGAGAGAAGAAAUCAGCCCACUCCAGCCCACCACCAACCAGAGUUAAUUAUGUGAUUUUAUGCCAACCCUCCCCCGCACACACACACACAUUUAGGAAUGUAAAUUCGCAAAAGAGCCAGCAGAGCAUUCAACGAUUCCUUGCAAGAAACUGAGGUAGAGAUGGGGACGGGGGAUCGUUUUCAAUCUUCUAAUACAACUGGCCUUUUCCCCCAGCGGGGAAACGCAUUCUUCGUUCCUUGCAUUACACAGCAAACAACAACAACAGCUUCUUUUUGUCUCCUUUUCAAUUUUUGUUUGUUUGUUCCCUUUCGUUUUGUCCGCUGUGGUUUCAGCUUGCCGUUUCCUGAGUUUCUUUUGUUCGUUUGUUUGUGUUUAGUGUUUUGUACUUGUUCUCCCUCCUCUCCCCCCCCCCCCCCCCCCCCUGACCGCGUGUGCAAUGUGUAGGGUGUGUUUACUUUUUUCUUCUUUCUGCUAGGGUUCCGUGCAGCAAACGGAAGUUACGGUGUGAAACGGUUUGGGACGGGAAAGAAUUGGAAUUGGACAACAACACAAAAAAAAAACAGAAGAAACAUACACUUUAUAACCUACUCAAAAUCUAAUAGGAAGUUAUAACAAAUAAAUAAAGCCUAGAGGAAAAGAUAGCGCAAA
This is a messenger RNA of Anopheles gambiae (African malaria mosquito), 6545 nucleotides long. RefSeq names its product large proline-rich protein BAG6. Bases 837 to 5213 code for a protein of 1458 amino acids. Gene Ontology annotation, cellular component: BAT3 complex. Lineage: Eukaryota; Metazoa; Arthropoda; Insecta; Diptera; Culicidae. Gene Ontology annotation, molecular function: misfolded protein binding; polyubiquitin modification-dependent protein binding. The transcript is spliced from 12 exons. The record is from RefSeq and is a predicted model, not a curated record.